CUUCUUCUUCGCAAGUGUAUAUAAGAAAAUAAGCAGCUCUACGAAAUCUCAGGCAUCUCCAUCCUUUUCUCUCUGGUGAUGAAGUAAGCUCCUGCACUGCAGGCUGGCGUUACCAAGGAGGCUAUCUUUGAGAUUGAAUGGUAUCAUCCUGCUCUGAGGAUUUUGUUUUGUCUGAAAUACACAGUUCUUGAGGGGUUUUUUUUUGUCAAGAAAUCGUCAAAGAAAUGGAAAAGUCUUUCGCAUCUAAGAGGAAAGAGAUCGAUUAUUCGGAUUCUCAAGAGGAGCUGAACGAUGGUUUGGCUGGGAUUGAUCUGAGUAUAAGUAAUUUCGACUCCGAGAAUACGUUAAGUCCUACUUCAGAAUUUAUGAAUCUUGAAUCUUUUGGCGGAUGGUCCGAUAGUCCUUCUGUCUUCAACCAAUACGAGCCACCGACCUCCCGAUCCAUGCUGUCUGGAUCUUCGGCUGCCCCUUUUCCCGACCCCCCUUACGCUUUCUGCCAAGAGGAAGGCUCUUAUAGCGGAGGAGAGGGAUCAUCGAUGCAGCAUACGGUCUCUCAUUUCGAUUGCUCACAAGAUGUGUCUGAUGCAGACAAGCCAAGUUCUUGUCAGAAUUAUAGUUCAUCUUACACGUCGGACCACACUAUUCCCAUGUCAGUUAGGCACUCCUUAGAUGAGAAGAUGCUUAAAGCAUUGUGCUUGUUCAUGGAGACAUCAGGAGAGGGAAUUCUUGCUCAAAUCUGGAGUCCGAUGAAGAUGGGAGAUCAGUUCAUGCUUAGCACAUGUAACCAAUCAUAUUUGCUCGAUCCGAAGCUUUCUGGAUACCGUGAAGCGUCGAGGAAAUUCACAUUUUCUGCAGAUGCACAUCAAUGCUCUUUUCCCGGCCUUCCUGGCCGGGUUUAUAUCUCUGGACUGGUGGAAUGGACAUCGAACGUGAUUUAUUACAAGACAGCUGAGUAUUUGCGAAUGAAGUAUGCAAUAGAUAACGAAGUACGUGGUUCAAUUGCUAUACCGAUACUCGAAGACACGGGAAAGUCUUGUGCUGUUCUGGAACUUGUCACGACUCGGGAAAAACGCAACUUCACUUUGGAGUUAGAAUCUGUUUGCCGCGCUCUCCAGGCCGUGGACUUGCGAACAUCGACUGUUCCCCGGAUUCAGUCCCUUUCGGGUAAUCAAAGAGAGGCGUUGGCCGAAAUAGGGAAUGUUCUCCGAGCAGUAUGCCAUGCACAUAGGUUGCCCCUAGCUCUGACCUGGAUUCCCUGCUGUUAUUCGAAAGGAGCGUGUGGCGAGUUGGUAAAAGUUUAUGGAUCAUACUCAGACGGAGAUUGUGUUCUUUGCGUCGAAGAUACAUAUUGUUACGUGUAUGAUACGGAGAUGGAGGGAUUUAUGCAAGCAUGCCUGGAGCAUGAUCUUCGAGAAGGGGAAGGAGUGGCUGGCAAAGUGCUUGUAUCGAACCAAGCCUUCUUCAAAUCCGACGUAAAGACAUUCGAUAUAAGCGAGUACCCUCUUGUUCAACACGCUCGGAAGUACGGUCUAAAUGCAGCAGUCGCGAUCAAAUUGAGGAGCACGUUCACUGGCCAUGAUGUCUACGUACUUGAGUUGUUCCUGCCUGUAAGUAUGACCGGAAGUUUAGAACAGCAGCUUUUGUUGGACAACCUCUCGGGCACGAUGCAGAGGAUAUGUCGAACUCUGAGAACUGCUUUGGACACGGAGUCAGUUCAUAAAGGAGCAACUGAUGUCGAAAUUCAAGAUGAAAGAAGGACGAGUUUCCCGGAAAUGGAUAUAUCUCGAGGAAGCUUUCAGACAAUACCGCGAGAUAGUAAUAACUUCAGUUCUCACGGAAAGAUCUUCUCGAGCAUUUCUGAGCCGCAGGUUAUGAAGAAACAAAGUACUUCAGAGAAGACUGUAAGCUUAAAUGUUCUUCAACAGCACUUUUCCAGAAGCUUAAAGGAUGCUGCUAGGUCCCUUGGUGUUUGUCCUACAACACUGAAACGGAUAUGCAGACAACAUGGGAUAACGAGGUGGCCGUAUCGCAAGAUCAGCAAGGUUAAUCGGUCUUUACGGAAAAUGCAGUCUGUGAUCGGAUCCGUCCAGGGUGUAGACACAGAUUUCAAAUACAACCCAGAAACAGGGGUAUUCAUGGCAACUGGCCAUUCUAUCCAUGAAUCCAAUGCCCAGAAUGGAGGAGUAGCUCAAGAAGAAGACAUGGCUCAAGCUCAAGAUUCAGACAAGAACAACGCUGAGAAGUUACAGGAGGUUGGCAGCACAAGCCAAACCACACCUGGAUCGUUCCACGAGGCUGAUAAUGUUGGUAACCAGCCAUGGUCUUGGGUUGCAAACCAGUCCGGCUCGGACUAUGACGGUUGCUUCACAGACAAAACCCGGGUAGAGAUCGAGAUCGAGAUCGCUAAACAACCCUUUGUCCCGAAGAGCUCGAAAGCUCCAGCCAUUACGGAUGACAAGGCCAGAACUUUCGAGCCUAACCAGCCGAUAUCUUGUAGCUUCUCGGACUCGUCAAACGUUGCUGGAGGAGGUGCGGUCAAUGUCAGGAGCUCGUCUACUUCCGUGGAUGACCUGAACUCGCUGAGAGCUCAAAACAGCAGUAGCAGCGGAGGUGAGAGCGGGUCCACGGUUGUCACUGUGAAGGCAACUUACAACGAUGACACAGUGCGUUUCAAGAUCGACCCAUCGGUCGGGUGUUCUCAAAUCUACAGAGAAGUCGGGAAGCGUUUCGAGCUGAAUGAAGAAACGUUCCAACUCAAAUACUUGGACGACGAAGAAGAAUGGGUGAUGCUAGUGACUGAUUCAGAUCUCCAUGAAUGCUUAGAGAUAUUGGCCGGAACAGGGAGACACACUGUGAAGUUCCUCGUCCGUGAUCUGCCUUGUCCCAUCGGCAGUUCUACUGGUAGCAUCGGAUAUCUCGGACCAUGUCCAUAGCACCUUUCAUCC
Molecule: messenger RNA, 2945 nt
Organism: Tarenaya hassleriana
Lineage: Eukaryota; Viridiplantae; Streptophyta; Magnoliopsida; Brassicales; Cleomaceae
Product: protein NLP8
Exons: 7
Coding region: 225-2933 (902 amino acids)
Molecular function (GO): DNA-binding transcription factor activity; protein binding
Source: RefSeq, a predicted model, not a curated record